Messenger RNA from Jatropha curcas, 2585 nucleotides. Its product is annotated as DNA ligase-like protein. NCBI's taxonomy places the organism in Eukaryota, Viridiplantae, Streptophyta, Magnoliopsida, Malpighiales, Euphorbiaceae. The record is from RefSeq and is a predicted model, not a curated record.
AAAUUGGCGGCUCAAAUUGCGCCAAUUCUCCAAAAAUUUUAAAACAUUCGGCGCCAAAAUUCGACCCUAAGAUACUAAUAUCGACCUAAAGCGCCUUCAAGAAAGAGAAUGAUAAACCCCUUGUAGUUGAUAUCUGUGACAGAUUUCGACGGAGAUGGAUAAUGAAGAAGAGUUUUCGCAGUUUUCGGACUCCGAAAAGCAGCCUUCGCCGGUUCCUGAAAGAAGGCUCAAACGUCUAAGAAAAGCAAACGAGAAAUCUCCUAAAGAUCAUAUCCCGAGUGAUGAUGCGCCUUUGGUUCUUGAGGCAAACUCAACAAUAUUUGAAGCUUUAGACAGAGGAGAAAACAACGGGGAAGAUUUUAAAGAAUUAAAUGACAGAUCUGAGUCCCAAUUCGAAUGUUUACAAAAUGGAAAUGAAUUGGAUUCCGGUUUUGAUAGUUUGGAUAUCGAGAAAGUUUAUUAUGGAGCUAAGAGAUCUUUGGAAUUUGGUUCUGUGGCUGAGGAAUAUCAUGGCAGAGUUGGGAAUCAAAUGGGUACGGAAGUGGAAGGGGAUAUUGGGGAAUUGAGGACAGAGCAGGAGUCGGAGAAGAAACGCCGGAAUGUGGAUGAACUCGAGGAUAAGCAAGAGAAGAAAAAGAAGAAAAAGAGAGUCAAGAGUGGCAGUGAUGAACCUGACGAGAUGUCAUAUUCAGCUAUGCCCACCAAAAGAAGAGGGGAUAAGGAAAGAAGAGAUCGACUUAAGGAGCUCCGCUCUGAAUCUCAGAGGUUGUUGAGAGAAACUAGAGAUGCAUCAUUUAAACCUGUUCCUGCUGUUCAAAAGUCUGUUUCUUCUGUUUUGGAGAAGAUCCGGCAAAGGAAGCAUGGAUUUUCAGAAAAUCCCAGUUCCGUCAUUACAAUCAGAAAUUCUUCUCUUGGGGGCAAUGACUCCAUCUCAAGAGAGCUGAUACUGGACUUCGAUACAGAAAAUUCCCCUUUCGUGGAUGUAGAAUAUCACAAGGCUGAAGAAGCAGAUAGUGAAAAUACAUGUUUUGGAGAUGUGGAGGGCAGUUUACAUGCUCAGAGUGCAGAAAGAUCUAAGGAGACUUCUAACGACAGUCACAAAAACGUAACUUCUAAGAUGGAUUUGGAUGGGGCUUCAAAACAAAAAUUUCGAGCUCCCGUUGAUGAUACUCAGGAUAUUAUUUUUGAUUCCCAAACAAGUGACUCCAAAGAUGAAACGCCCAGUAGUCCACUAGAAGAAGUUAUGAGACCUUCUUUACUUGCAAUGAACUUAAAGCUUGACUCUGCUCCUGAUGAUUUUUCUUCUGAUGAAGAGGAAAAUGACAAGGAGAACAUUGAUCCCUGCCUGCAUGGAUCAGCUGAUUUGUCUUCAUCUCCAGCAGGUGAUCCUGUAAAAGCGUUUGUUGAUGACGAAGCUGAGGAAGAAGAUGAUAGUGAUAAUGACCUAGCUUGUUUCCAAGAUAAUGAGGAAGAUGAGGAUAACAUGGAGUCUGAGGAGCUUCAUGAUAUGAUAGCAACUGAGUAUGAAGAAAGGCCAAUUGAUGAUGAAAUGCGUAAUGAACUUCAUCAGAAGUGGCUUGAGCAGCAGGAUGCUGCAGGAACAGAAAACCUUUUGCAGAAACUUAAAUGUGGUUCUAAACAGAGAGAAAAGACCUUCAUUGAAGAGAAAGAUGAAGGGAGUGAAGAGGGUAGAGAGUUUGUUGAUGACCCUGAGGAAUACCUUGUUCCAAAAAAUGCUGUACGAAUGAACUUGAAGAAAGCAAAGGAAAUGAUUCCUCUAAUGUUUACAGAUAAAGAUGAUGUAUAUGUUUCCUCUGAUGAUGAGGAAACAGAAAGAUGUCUUGCUAAGCAGCGCCUCUCUGAUAAAGCUGAAGAGGAAGCAACAUUCUUGUCACCAGCAGAGGAUGAAGGCUCCAGAGAGAUUUUUGGUCUUAUAAAGAAGUUGAACAGUGUACCAGACACUAGGAGGAAAGCGAAAACGACAUCCCAUUUUCAUAUGCUGUCCAUUGGAGGAAAUAGGACUUUGUCAUCGAAGUCAUCUUUCCUAAGUCUGGGGUCAAGAAAUUCUCUCCCAUCAUUCCAGAAACAUGGUCCAAGCAUAGUUCGUUCUUUUGUCUUUGAAAGAGAUGACAGCAAUAGUAGGAGUGCAAUGUCAGAGGAUUCCUCAAAUUUGGUCCAAAGAGAAAGCAGACCAAAGAAAGCUGCACCAGCCAAGUUCAGUAACUCGCAAGUUAGGUCCAGUGCUCAAAAUACACAAACUAUGACAGAAAAGGAAUCCGGCCCUUCACUACAUGAGAUAUUAAGGUGCCCAUCACUACAAUCCAGUAAUUGCAUUCGCGGUAGCAUGGCUGGCCAAGUCGAAGACAUAUAUGCUGCUUUUAAAUUGGAUCAGAAUCUUGUAAAGAGAGAACCUAAUGUAUCAAUAAGAAGUUAAAGAACAGCCCAGGAUGGUACAUAAAAGUCUGUUAAAUGAUGUUGGCGAUGGUUUUUCAAUUGAGAUUUAGAAAAAUAAUGCAUUGUAAAGUUUCUCUAUUCAAUGUUCAGAUGCUGAACUGAAUAUCACAAUGAAGCUUCUAUUUAUGAGA